AUGACUUGUAGUAGGGACUGUAAUGACCAGAAGAGAUGUACCUACAUCCAGAUUUAUAGACUUUCAAAUUAUGUAAUGAAAAUUCAAUGUUCUCUCACACAGUACAGAAGAACAAGUUUAAUAAAAGCCACACAGUAUGGUAACUUGGAUUCUUUUGAAAGUUUAAUAAGUCAUGGUGCUUCAGUGGACAGAGCUGAUGUUGAUGAUGAGACAGCACUAACUCAUGCCUCCUACAAAGGCUGCUUUGAUAUCCUGUGCCGUCUGGUAGAACUAGGAGCAGAUGUCAAUCACAGAAAUAAAAACGAUGAAACACCAUUAUACAUCGCCAGUAAAUAUGGUCACUAUGACUGUGUACGCAGACUUGUUAUGGUUGAUGGAGACUAUACUAUACACAGUAAGUUUAGAAAAACAGCCUUGGAUGCUUCUAUUGAAUCUUUAUGCAAAGCGAAAAAACUGAAGAAAGAAGAGAAAUGCAAACAAUUAGAAAGAGUUAUUGAACUACUGAGCGAUGCUGAUGAAAUACAGGCCCUUCGGAAGCAAGAGAAGAUGUUUACCUUAACACCAGAAGAAUUCCGCAUCUGCCUGGAACGAAGCGAAUAUCGUCCAUCUGAUGUAAGCGUACGUUUGAUUGGAUUGAAUGACCAUUCUGCUAUGGCUGUUACACGUGCUCUUAUUCGUCAGUCAAUUUACUCUGAAAAAGAUGUAGACAUUGAAAAUGGGAUAAAUAUCUAUAAUGGAAUAUGUGAACUGAAUGUUGAAAGCGGUGAAUGGAUAACACAUGACAAAAUUGCAGAUGAGGAUUUAGUUCACAGGCACAUGGGAGAGGUCGUACGACACUAUGUCAACACACAUGAUUUUAAAACAGAAGCCGUGAACGAGGCAUCACUCAAAAUGAAUAAACAGUCGCUACUAUUUAGAAGUAACACUGUCUUUGAACCAGAAUUGCCGCUUAAACCAUUCCGUCUUAGUCCCCAUGUAAAUGGUAUACGUAACAAUAGUAGCAGUAAUUUACUGUUGCCGAGGUCUGCAACCUCAACUAGUUUAUAUUCACUUAAAUCCGAAAGGAGCGUCUUAUCACUAGGUGAUAUGGAUAUCAAAAUGGCAUCAGGUAGUACUGGGAAUUUUACCAAUAUGGAUGAACAUGUUUCUAGUGAUGGAGCUCAAGUUAGAUUUAAGCAAUUUGUAUCAAAUACUAAGAAAAAAUUUGUAAAAGCAGCACAAACAAUACAACAGAAAAUGGAUACGCUAAUACAUGGAGAAACGUCAGAAACUGGAAAUCUAGAUCCUAAUGGUGCAUUAGUGAAAAACAGAAAGCACGUUUAUGAAACAUUUGAACAUGUCAAGCGUUUAAUGGAUACAGACAAUAGCAACCUAGCAUCAAUUUCUGUGUGCUCACUAUCAACAAAAUUUGAAUACGCAGCAGCCCAUAAGUUUUUAUUCACGUCAAGUGCAAUAUAUAUUGUUGUUCUAGACUUAGAUAUCGAAAUUGAUGGGUUUAGGUCUGUGUUGUCUGAUAUCAGUCCUCCCGUAACCAAUGAAGAUUAUAUAAAAUACUUGAUGGAAACAGUCACAAGACGGAAUGAAGAUUCAUCGGACCAGUUUUCUAAAAUAAUUUUUGUUGUUCUGAAUUCUGGAUCGAAUAAAGAGGGGGCUGCUCAAGAUGGUUCUGGAUUGCUGAAGACGAUAACAGACAUUGCAGAAAACAUAAAUAAGUGUGAUUUUCUUAUUAUUGACAGUGAACUAGUGUUCACAUUAGAGGAUUUAUAUACUGAUAAAAUUACGAAACUAACUAAACAUAUUUCUUCUAUAGCAUGUAAAACUAUUGAAGCACGGGAACCUGUUCCAGCAGCAUGGCUUUCCUUACAAGAGGUUAUUAUUUCAACAAAGACAAAUAGUGCUGAAAUCAUCAGUGAAAAAGAUGUAGUAGAAAUCUGCAUAAGUCAAGCCAAGCAUAUAACAGUGCCAACAAAGUCGGAUGUAGAAAAAUUCCUAAAAUAUCAAACUCAAAAUGGAAAUUUACUUAGUCUACCAUCAGACGGCGCUCAUAACAACCUUUGUGUAGAUAUUUCUACUCUUUAUAAUUUAGUAAUAUUUUUCAAUCAUGUGUCAAUAGUGUUAAGUAAUGAUAAAUACGAAUGUGCGCCUCUUCAUGAGAAACUGAUGUUUGUCAGUGAAGGUCACGUCGAUAAAAGUAUCACCAAAUGUUACAUCUCAGCUAACGAUCCGCUGUUACGUAUAACAUGUUCUCUCUGCUUAGCUUCAACAAACUCGUCUAGACUACAGUCAAGUUCGCAUCACAUCGAAUUGUUCCUGUCAUCAUACAUGAAAGAGAUUGCACCCGAUGGCCUUGCAUUGCAGUUUCGAAAAUUUGAUCAAAGUUCGUGUCUUGCAUAUAAACUAAGAAAUUGCAUUCAAGUUUCGCUAAUUUUCAAACAAUUUGCAUGUGCAUUGUUUGAUGUAUUUCCUUUCAAACGCAUUCAUGGCAAGCCGAUUGUAUUUAAGAAUUUUGUUGCAUUUACUGUAGAUACAUCAUAUUGCUUAAGUAUAUGUAAUGAUGCCGACAGAAUAAUUUUAUACGUGACUAAAAAUACUUCUGGUAAUUCAAUGCAAUGUUCUUCAAAAGCUGAAAUAUGCAGUAAUAUUUACGAACUAACCUUAUACACCAUAAAACAAAUAAUAAACGUAUUUACAACUGAGAUGGAAUUGAAGAGAGAGGAUUUUUCUGUGGAAUUUGAAACUUGUAAUCUCACACCUCCCUGUUUUGUGGCCUCUACAAAACUCCAGCAAAUCGAUUCAUAUACAUGUACAAAUCAUGGGACGUUUGUUGAUCCACAAGAAAUACUCAGUGUAUGGAACAUUACACUUCAGGCCUGUCCAAUAAUAGAUGUAGAACAAUGCAGCAAUUCAUGUGAAGGCUUGAGUGCUCAGUUUUUGACAGAAACAGCCACCGAUUCAGAUCUCUGCAGAAUGAUAAGAAGAAUGCCACCAAGUUCUAGACGAAGAAUGUUGAAUUCACUGAAAGCAGAGCUAAUAGAGCAUACCAGUUCAAAUAUAGAUAUUCAGUUACUAUUAGCCAUGAUCGGAUGGAGAAAUGCGGCAAAACAAUUAACGAUGAAGGAUAUACAGAAAAAACUGAUCAACUGUGGUGAACAAAAACACAUUAUGUGCAUGAUAUAUAAACAUCCAAAUAAUGACCAUGGGCUAAUUAAUUCAGUUAAGGCUGACAGGUUACGAGAGGUUUCUUUGUCCCCUUUUUUGCUGAACCAAUUGGCUGUAAGACUUUUGACCAGGAGAUUGUUUCUAGCGCUUGAGCUUGGAUUGGAUGUUGUGGAAUACAACCAGAUUCUACAACAAAAUAGAAACAAUCCAGUGAAAACAACUCGCGAAAUACUAUUAUUUUGUCAACACAAAACAUUAGAUAAUAUUCUAAGCAUCUUCCAAGAAAUAGGAAUAAAGGGACAUGGUUUAGACGAAAUAAUUUCACUGCUAUCAAACACGAGCCACCUAUAGGUUUUAACUUUUUUGUUAACAAUAUUUCAGACUAACCGCAUGCUUUGACGCUCAUUAUUUCAACACAUCCUUUUUUUAGCGUUUGGAGUUCAGGAAACCAUCAUAAUCAAAACAAGUUCUACGCAUUCUCUAUUAUCUACAGUAUUUGAUAAUCGUAAUAAAUAGAAACAGAAUUGACCGUCUACGAAAUUUGACAUUCAAUCAUCUCCAGAAACAUUUUAAAGAUCUGCUAAAAGUAUAUAUUCUUGGUUAAUAAAUUGAAUAAAAAGUCACAAAU
This is a messenger RNA of Mytilus trossulus (common blue mussel), 3787 nucleotides long. RefSeq lists its product as uncharacterized. Gene Ontology annotation, molecular function: protein binding. Bases 1 to 3510 code for a protein of 1169 amino acids. Lineage: Eukaryota; Metazoa; Mollusca; Bivalvia; Mytilida; Mytilidae. The record is from RefSeq and is a predicted model, not a curated record. The transcript has 13 exons.